Molecule: messenger RNA, 817 nt
Organism: Arvicola amphibius (Eurasian water vole)
Lineage: Eukaryota; Metazoa; Chordata; Mammalia; Rodentia; Cricetidae
Gene: Ccdc107
Product: coiled-coil domain containing 107
Exons: 6
Coding region: 89-802 (237 amino acids)
Source: RefSeq, a predicted model, not a curated record
GAGCUGCGGUCGCGUGCGCGUGCGCACUACGGCGGGACGCCAACGCUGGGACGUGGGGGUUCUGGUGCACCUCCGCGGUGAGCCAGGGAUGGCGGGCGCGGACCCCGUGUCGAGUGUGCUGGGGCUGCUGCUUGUGUCUGCGCUGUUUGGGGUCCUGGGAGAGCGCCCCAGCCCCGAUCUGGGGGCACACCCAGAACACCGCUCCCAAGUCGGUCCCGGUGCCACCGAACCCCGACGGCGGCCGCCACCCAAGGACCAGCGCGAGCGGGCCCGGGCCGGAGCGCUGCCUUUGGGGGCGCUGUACACUGCUGCCGUCGUGGCUUUUGUGCUGUACAAGUGUUUGCAGGGCCCGGAUGAGGCUGCCAUUCUCCAAGAGGAAAAAAACAAGAAGAAAUCCUUGCAGGCAGAGCAACAACUGGUGCAGUUGACACAGCAGCUGGCCCAGACAGAACAGCAUCUCAACAACCUCAUGACCCAGCUGGACCCCCUUUUUGAGCGGGUGACUACACUGGUUGGAACCCAGCGGGAACUCCUCAGCGUGAAGCUCAAGACCGUCCACCAGCUCCUCCAAGACCGCAAGCCUGACGCGGGUGUGCAAGUUCCAGAGGCCAGCGUACCCUUUCCUAAGGACCAGCAAGAAGCUAGCAACAGUCAGACCUGCGAGGGGCCCACAAUCUGGAGCCCAGAUUCAUGGAACCUAGCUCCUUCCUGGGAGGUGGAGCAGGGACUGAGGCGAAGAUGGCACAAGACUGUCACAAAGGACCCAGCAAUGAAGUGGGGGCAGCCACUGAAGGGUCAGUAAAACCCAAUCACCUUG